Molecule: messenger RNA, 4236 nt
Organism: Truncatella angustata
Lineage: Eukaryota; Fungi; Ascomycota; Sordariomycetes; Amphisphaeriales; Sporocadaceae
Product: ABC transporter family protein
Exons: 3
Coding region: 1-4236 (1411 amino acids)
Biological process (GO): transmembrane transport
Cellular component (GO): membrane
Molecular function (GO): ATP binding; ATP hydrolysis activity; ABC-type transporter activity
Source: RefSeq, a predicted model, not a curated record
AUGUCGGCUGCUACCGGAAGUGAUGCUCUCAAUGCAAGCAUAGACACCACAGCUGAAGUCAUUCAACCUCAGACCAAACCUUGGUACAAAACACCGAACCCGUUGCGGUGGGGCGGCAUCCCGCCUAUACCUGACGAGCGUAUCGUGUCGCCCGAACACAAGGCCGGAUAUCUCAGCAUGUUGACCUUUUCCUGGAUAACGCCCAUGAUGGCUGGCUAUAAACGUCAACUUGUCGAACGUGACAUUUGGAAAGUGAAUCCGGACAGAGCGGCUGACCUUUUGACCAACAAGGUCAAGGACGUAUUUCAGCAACGAGUGAAGGCUGGGAAAGAAAGACCACUCAUUGGAGCCUUGUAUGAGACUUUUAAGCUCGAGUUCUGGCUCAGUGGUAUUUACGCCAUGAUAUACUAUACUGUUCAGAUCCUGACUCCUUUCGUCCUGCGGUACCUCAUUCAGUUUGCCACAGAUGCUUACAGAGCUCAAUCGCAGCAUCAAGCCACGCCACCAAUAGCGCAUGGCAUCGGUCUUGUCAUUGGAAUCCUCGUCAUGCAGAUCGUCCAGAGUGUAACUGCUAGCCAAUACUUCUACAAGGGCAUGAUGCUCGGUGGCCAGAGUCGUGGUGUGCUUACUGGUUUGAUCUAUGAGAAGUCCAUGACAAUCUCUAGCCGCGCCAAAGCAGGUGGAAGCUCACAUACUAUAACGCCUGAAGCCGACGUCACCGAUGCAACCACCAAUGGGAAAUCAAAUAGCAAGAACUCAAAGACGGGAAGAGACCAAAAGAAGAAGAAAGACGAUUCCGAAAAUGAUAUUGGAUGGACUAAUGGACGCAUCUCGACGCUCAUGAGCAUUGAUACGAACCGUAUCGAUUCAUUCUGUACGGCGCUGCACUCGCUCUGGGCUACGCCACUCGCUUGCAUCAUUACACUGGUUCUUCUUUUAAUCAACUUGUCGUACAGCGCUAUCGCGGGCUUUGCGCUCCUCGUUAUUGGCGUGCCUCUUUUCACGGUAACCCUUCGGAGCUUGUUAAAUCGACGAAGGGCUAUCAAUAAGAUCACCGAUCAACGCAUGUCGCUUACGCAAGAGAUUGUUCAAUCGGUGCGCUUCGUCAAGCUAUUUGGUUGGGAGCCAGCCUUCCUAGACCGCUUAGAGCAGAUCCGCAUGAAAGAAAUAUACGCUAUUCAGUCACUGCUCGCUGUUCGGAACGCGAUCAACGCGGUCAGCAUGUCUCUUCCCAUCUUUGCAUCCAUGCUGUCUUUCAUCACCUACUCGCUCACAAACCAUGGAUUGGAACCCGCCCAGGUUUUCUCCUCGCUGGCUCUGUUCAACAGUCUGCGGCUCCCUCUGAACCUUCUGCCUCGUGCUCUUGGUGAUGCCACUGACGCAUGGUCCUCUCUCAAGCGCAUUGAAUCCUUUAUGCUGCAGGAAGACAGGGAAGAAGUCAUGACUUGGAAGCCUGAAGGAGAACAUGCCAUCGAGCUACGAAGCGCGAGUUUUACACGGGAGAAGACACACAGGCAAGAGCAAGACGGAAGCCAAGACCCUGCUCAAGUAAAGGACAAGAAACCAAAACCGGACGCUGAGAAAUCUGGAGGUAAUGAAUCUACGGCCUCGUCCGACGAUACCGCUGUCAUCGACGAGCGGGAACCCUUUCAGCUGCAGGAUGUGAACUUUAAGGCUGGUCGUAACGAGUUGAUUGCUGUUAUUGGUACUGUCGGUAGUGGCAAAACCUCGUUGCUGGCCGCCUUGGCAGGUCACAUGCGCAAGACCAAUGGAGACGCGAUUUUUGGCGCAUCAAGAGCCUUUUGUCCCCAAUAUGCAUGGAUUCAGAAUACUUCGCUGCAGAACAAUAUCACUUUUGGGAAGGAGUUAGAUGAGGAUUGGUACAGAAAGAUCAUUGACGCCUGCGCACUUCAACCUGACUUGGACAUACUUCCCCAUGGUGACCAAACCGAGAUUGGCGAGCGAGGCAUCACCAUCUCUGGAGGUCAGAAGCAGCGCCUUAAUAUCGCAAGAGCCAUCUACUCUGAUGCUGAUAUUAUAUUGAUGGAUGAUCCCCUUAGUGCUGUUGACGCUCACGUGGGACGUCACAUCUUCGACAAGGCUAUUCUUGGCUUGCUUAAAGGCAGAUGCAUCGUCUUGGCCACACAUCAGCUCUGGGUAUUGGAUCGUUGUGAUCGCAUUGUCUGGAUGGAAGAUGGCAAGAUUCAAGCCACCGAUACUUUUGAGAACCUGAGGAACAACCAAGAAGCCUUCCGGACCCUAAUAGAAACAACUUUUGCCCAAAAGGACAAUCAGGCAGAGGAAGAUGUAAAGGCAGAUGUUGAAGCAGAUAUCGAAGAUAUUAUGCCCGACACUAAUGCUACGGAUCGCAAGAAACAGGAGAAGGACCAAAAAGCCACACCUUUGAUGCAGCAAGAGGAUCAGGCCAAGGAUUCAGUACCGUGGUCCGUCUACGGAGCAUAUAUACGCGCUUCUGGAACGAUGUGGAAUGCGCCUCUUAUUCUUCUACUCUUGGUAUUGUCUCGAGGAUCUAGCAUAGUCACUGGUCUUUGGCUUUCUUUCUGGAUAUCAGACAACUUUCGACAAUCCACUGAUUUCUAUAUUGGUCUCUAUGCCGGCCUUGCUGUUGUACAAGCACUGCUACUGUUCGCUUUUUCGCUUAUGCUAUCCGUCGCGGCAACAAAUGCUAGCAAAGCGAUGUUUCGGCAAGCGAUGACUCGAGUCUUACGCGCGCCGGUUUCUUUCUUUGAUACAACACCUCUCGGCCGCAUCGUCAAUCGCUUUUCAAGUGAUGUUGACAUUAUGGAUAACAACCUAGCAGAUUCCAUGAGGAUGCUUUUCAUCACUCUGAGCUACGCCUUUUUUGUUUUCAUCCUCAUUACAGCCUAUUACUACUAUUUUGCUAUUGCAUUAGUCCCAUUCUACCUCUAUUACAUGGGAGCUGCAUCAUACUAUCGUGCAUCAGCACGUCAGGUCAAGCGCUAUGAGUCGGUCUUACGAUCUAAAGUUGUCGCGAAGUUCAUUGAGGGACUCAGCGGUGUGGAAACUAUCCAGGCUUACGGUCUUAAAGACCAAUUCGUCAACGACCUUCGUUCGUCGGUCGAUACGAUGAAUGCUGCCUACUACAUAACUUUCGCCAAUCAACGAUGGCUCACUAUGCGACUUGAUGCUAUAGGCAACUUGCUCGUCUUUGCUGUCGGUAUUCUUGUGGUUACCUCACGAUUUAGUGUAGACCCCUCGAUUGGCGGUCUUGUACUAAGUUACAUCCUCUCCGUCGUUCAAAUGCUUCAGUUCUCUAUCCGGCUGCUCUCGGAAGUGGACAAGGGGAUAAACUCGGUCGAGCGCCUACGCCACUACGGCGAAGAACUUGAGGAAGAGGGUCCUUUACAUACCAUUGCUAUACGUGAGAGUUGGCCCGAGAAGGGCGAGAUCAUCUUCAACAACGUCGACAUGCGGCAUCGGCAAAAUCUACCUCUCGCCUUGCAGGGAUUAUCUAUCCAUAUCAAAGGCGGUGAGCGCGUGGGCAUUGUUGGUCGUACUGGUGCGGGCAAGUCGUCGAUCAUAAGCGCUCUGUUCAGACUAGUGGAAAUAUCCGGAGGCUCCAUUACGAUUGACGGCAUCGAUGUUUCUCGGAUUGGGCUAUUUGACCUACGAUCCCGGUUGACUAUUGUUCCGCAGGAUCCCGUGUUGUUCCAAGGCACUGUCCGUAGCAACCUUGACCCGUUUCAGAAGCACACGGAUAUGGAACUUUGGUCUGCUCUACGGCAGACUGGUCUGAUACCAGCAGACGCAAACUUCGAAGAACGCAGAGAUGAAGGUCAUCGGGUUCAUCUUGAUAGUGUCGUGGAACAAGAUGGGUUGAACUUCUCACUAGGCCAGCGACAGCUCAUGGCUCUAGCAAGAGCUUUAGUGCGUAAUUCUCAAAUCAUCGUAUGUGACGAGGCCACCUCAAGCGUGGAUAUGGAGAGUGAUGAGAAGAUACAACUCACAAUGGCAGCCGGUUUCCGUGGGAAGACCGUGCUUUGCGUUGCACAUCGUCUCCGAACCAUUAUAGGGUACGAUCGAAUUUGCGUUGUGGACGCUGGGCAGAUCGUACAGCUGGACACCCCCGCAAACCUCUAUCGUCAAGAUGGUGGCAUCUUUCGCGGUAUGUGCGAGCGUAGUGGCAUCCGGCCCGAAGAUAUCGACAAAGCUAGGGAUACCAUCAUGGGCUUUGACGACGUGGACCGACACUAG